AUGAUAGAAGGGCCUCUUUCCAGAGCUCAAAUAGAACAUGAUGAGAGAAAGAGCAUAGAUGUCUACCUUCUCAUUGUAGUUGGGAGUCCUUACAACUUCAGGCGCCAUGUAGUUGUGUGUCCCCACACCAAGAGUCAUGGUGCUCAUAGUGCUGUUGGCACGCAACAUGUUCCUCGGGCCACUCGGGCCACUCGGGCCACUCGGGCCACUCGGGCCAUGGCCAUUCUCUCCUUCUCCUCGUCUGAAUCCCAUGAUUUUGGAAGUGCCGAAGUCUGUGACCUUCACGUCCAACGUCUUCGUCAGAAGAAGAUUCAGUGGUUUCAAAUCGCGGUGGACCACUGGAAACUUGUGAAGGAAAGCUAA
This is a messenger RNA of Cladocopium goreaui, 363 nucleotides long. Lineage: Eukaryota; Dinophyceae; Suessiales; Symbiodiniaceae. The record is from the annotation of a GenBank genome assembly.